AAAUGUGAUUUGCUGACAAGGAUGUUAUUUGAGACGCAUUUUCUAUGAAUUGUGGGCCACAGUAAAAGAAUACAUUUAGAGUAUUAAUAUGCUUAAUCAUUUUUCGAUGAAAUUGGGAUUCAAGCCUGAAGUACUUCAAGUCCAACACCGAGAUUUUACCACCGGAGUAUUACAGCCAGAACAUUGACCUCCAUUGGUAUUGAGGUACUAAGAAACGAUUCUCUGAAAGGUGUCGCCCCUACUCUGCAAGAUCUGCACAUUCAAGAUGCUUUGGAGUUGCGAGAAAUAGAAGUCAAUGCUCUAAAAGAUUGCAAAAAAAUGCGAACACUACAUAUUACAAGAGCUCCAAAGUUAAAAGAAAUCACAAAUGGUGUAUUUGCAGCUCAUUUUCCUGGAUUUAAAAUGCUGAGAAUUGCACAUUCUGGUUUAGAAGUAAUCCCGAAUAUGAAUUUGUUGAACACUGAUCCUACAAUCAUAGCUAUGAUAGAUUUUGACAGCAAUAAUAUACGGAAUAUCACCUCUAGUUCUGUAAAAGUCAAGGCAGAAAACUUAAUUUUGGAUCACAACGAUAUCGAAGUGAUAGAAAAUUGGUCUUUCCAUGAUUCUCAAAUUGCGAAUUUGAGCUUGAAAGGGAAUAAGAAACUGAGACUCAUUGCGGAAGAUGCAUUUACUGGCCUCAAAAAUCUCAGAACGUUGGACCUCUCUGAGACUUCGAUACGCCACCUACCAACCAGCGGGUUGAGCAGCCUGGAAGUGCUUAAGAUGAAGGACACAUUCGCCUUGUGGGAGUUUCCCUCCGUGCUGCACUUCCCGGAUAUCAAAGAAGCCCAUCUCACCUAUCCUUACCACUGCUGCGCCUUCAAGUUCCCAGUCACUCAUGACCCUUGGGAAUUCAGCAGACUACAGUCCCUCAGAAGGGAUGUACACCGAAGAUACUGCGCCUCCACCACACCGGAAAGCACGGAAGAGCACGUCACAUUGCCCACUGUCCGCAAGAGGUCCGCAGAUAACGAAGGAGAAGAAGAAGGAGAUGUGGUAUACGGGCGUAUGGUGUACACUCCAUCCUCCGAUUUCAAUCAAAGUGAAGGCUGGGAGACAGAUCUCGAGGAGUUACUGCGAAAAGAAGGUUGCUUCCAUCCCAUUGAAGGAGACUAUCCGACUCGACUGCAGCACUUGAGUGACACUGACAACCUCGAAAUCGAAGGCUACUUUCAUCCCAAACCUGUCACCAUACGUCCAGACGAUCCGCUAAGAGCUGUAUGUGGCAACUUUGCCAGAGAUUUCCGACAGGUAACUUGUUAUCCAGAGCCUGAUGCUUUCAACCCAUGCGAAGAUGUCAUGGGCCAGUGGUCACUGAGGGUGGCCGUAUGGUUCGUGCUGAUAGCGGCAAUGCUGGGCAAUCUCGCCGUGCUGCUGGUCAUCCUGACCGCCAGAUCGACGAUGACUGUCUCUAAAUUCCUCAUGUGUCACCUAGCCUUCGCUGAUUUCUGCAUGGGUAUCUAUUUGCUGAUCAUUGCCAGUGUUGAUGUACGCACAAUGGGCACCUAUUUCAACCAUGCCAUAGAGUGGCAACACGGGGCCGGUUGCCAGAUGGCCGGAUUUUUGACAGUAUUUUCAAGCGAACUUUCAAUUUUCACACUUACGGUGAUAACUCUGGAGAGAUGGUAUGCCAUAACUUAUGCCAUCCAUUUGAAUCGCAGAUUGCAUCUAGGAACUGCAGCGAAAGUCAUGGCUCUUGGCUGGUUAUAUGCAUUGGUGAUGGCUGCCCUGCCCAUUCUGGGAAUCAGUAGCUAUGCCAAAACAUCCAUUUGUUUACCCAUGGAGAAUCGUGGAAUAGCAGAUUUAGCCUACAUCAUCUGCCUGCUGAGUGCUAAAGGUUUUGCAUUUUUCCUCAUAUGCAUAUGUUACGCCAAAAUGUAUUUGUCUAUUAGAGACUCGAGUAACAGUGGAAACAGAGAUACUCCUGACCUCCAUGCUAACAGGGCUGUUCGUUCCGAUUUGUCUGUUGCAAAAAGAAUGGCCAUGCUGGUCUUCACUGACUUUGCUUGCUGGGCUCCCAUCGCGUUCUUUGGUCUCACUGCUGUGGCUGGAAAGCCCCUCAUUGAUGUCACCAACUCAAAGAUCUUGCUGGUGUUCUUCUACCCUCUAAACUCGUGCUCGAAUCCGUUCCUAUACGCGAUUCUCACCAAACAGUACAGAAGGGAUGUCCUGGCCUUGAUGGCCAGAUUGGGCAUGUGCCGUAGAAGAAGCUCUUGCGUUCAUGGAAGAACACUCUCGACCAACACGCACCAACAGCAGAGACAGGUUUCGUCUGUGAAGACUCUUUACAGAAAUUCAGUGGGAGUAACUGGAAAUCAAAGACAGGUUGUUCUGCCUACUACAGCUCGACGCCUACCAGGAAUGGCUCAAUAUGAUGGAAUGGUCAAUGACUUCUACCUGCAUGGACAACGGUCACCAGCUCAUUAUUCUGGAAGCAUAUCAAGAGAAGGAAGCCCUGCCGUUCACAGAGGCUCACCACAUCCCAUAAAGAACAGUUUCACCAAAGUUCAACACCCUGAUCAACAAAUUAUUCUUCGCCGCGUUCUGGAUUACCCUCCAUCCAAUGGAUCCCAGUCCACAACUCAAGUGACCACAGGUGACCAAACUACUGACAGCACAGCUGACGGGCCUAUUUCUUUUGAAGGCGAGGAUCAAGUGAAUUUCUGCGACACAGCUGUCUAA
This is a messenger RNA of Argiope bruennichi, 2721 nucleotides long. RefSeq names its product lutropin-choriogonadotropic hormone receptor-like. Gene Ontology annotation, molecular function: G protein-coupled receptor activity; protein-hormone receptor activity; protein binding. Gene Ontology annotation, cellular component: membrane. Gene Ontology annotation, biological process: G protein-coupled receptor signaling pathway. The record is from RefSeq and is a predicted model, not a curated record. The transcript has 15 exons. NCBI's taxonomy places the organism in Eukaryota, Metazoa, Arthropoda, Arachnida, Araneae, Araneidae. The coding region runs from base 319 to 2721 and encodes 800 amino acids.